AUGGCAAAAUUUGUGGGAGAUUCAGACAAAAAGUCCAAUGAGGUCCAUCUCGACAUCAGCAGCAGCUUCACCAUCUUUGAUGCUUUUCACAAGUACCAAGAGGAUGAUUUCCUGGAGUGCAUACAAGAUGAUUUCCAGGACAAAUAUGUCGAACGAAUUAGAGAACAGGCAACCCUAGACAAAUUUUACAGGUCGGACAAUGGCCGGAACGAUCUGGGAGUGUUGUGCUCGGAGGAUGAGCAAAGUCGCACAUGUUGGAUGACAGCAUUCCGCCUCUUCAAGAUGGGUGAGCAGCUCUGCCUCAAUUAUCAGAUAAUGCAACAAAAGAAGAAACCGCAAUCCUGGAUGCAACCAUCCAUCAUGACAAAUGUUUCAGAGAGUUGCCUCGUUCCUAUGGAUUUCUCUGGAUGCACAGGGCGAGUAAUUGAGAACCCGAAAGAAGCUUCGUCAGUGGCCGAGGAGGAAGCACAGGCUUGGAGGAAGAAAGGAGCCCAGAGGCACAGCUUGCCCAGCCCAUGCCAAGGCUCAGUACUCAGUGCAGCAAUACACAGGAGUCAGCCCUGGUUUCAUGGACGGAUCUCGAGAGAAGAAGCUCACAGACUGAUUAUCCAACAUGGUCACAUUGAUGGUGUUUUCCUGAUUAGAGAGAGCCAAAGGACACCCAACGGUUUUGUGCUGACAAUCAGCCACCACCACAAGACCAAGCACUUCCUGGUUGUUCCGUGCGAGGAGGAUGGUCAAACUUACUUCACUGUGGAUACCGGGCAGACCAAAUUCACCGACCUCAUUCAGCUGGUGGACUUCUAUCAGAUCAACAGAGGCGUGUUACCAUGCAGCCUGAAACAUUACUGUACCCGUGUGCCACUGUAACCACGGCCUUUCCUUGCCCACCAUCAAACACUGCCUUGUGUACCUGCCCUAUUCAUGCACUUGCUACGCAGCACUGGUUCCUUAACCUGUGCUCUUGGUGAUUUACUAGUUAAUCUGCAGAGUUCACCUAGGGUAUGGUUACAGUGGAUGUGAAGGAAAAUCUCAUUCUUACCUGUCGUUCAAUUUCUUAGCGACUUUUUGAAGAAUUUCACAAUUUUUUGAAAUGAUUUCAGAUCUCACCUUCCUGAAUAUCCAGGCGGUUCCUCAAUCUGAAAGUCAUGGAGAUCACGGGUUGAUCCUUUCAGAAAGGUUUUGUGAUUUAGGAUCACAGGACAAACACUGCUUUUAGGGUAGAAAAAUAUGUUGUGGUAAAUAGAAACAUUAUUUAAUCAGAAUUGUCUCUUGGGAUAGAGGGUGAAACGAUAGAAGUCUCCAGAGAGAGAGACCAGUGUGAGACCAGUUCUCAUGUGUUUAACAGUAAUGUGUGUAACUGCCCCAGUGGAAAGCACACGACACACAAUAUCUCAUGCCGUGUGUCAGUCAUGUAAAUCACAUGAUCAAAUCCAUAUCCCAGAGGCUUGUCCAAACACGUCAAGAGCAGUCACUGAUAUACAUACACAGGCUGUACAAUACCAAGUGGGAGUAAAUUCUUUCUACCUGCAGAACACUCUUACCUGUAAAACAGAAACAGCUUUGUUUAAUUAAUGCAAUCAACACUAAAAAAUCAAAAAUGCUAUAAAUAUUACAUGGAUCUCUCUUACACACAGCUCCUGUGAUUAGCCAUAUAAACAGAGCCUAACGACUAUCGACCAGAGCAAUGUAUUCCCCAAAGGAUGCAGCAGCGAGAGACUGAGGGUGAGUGUGACCAGGGGCUAGAACUAAGAUGGGGAUGAUGAGGGGUAAAAGCGGAACAGUGUGUUUGGAGUGGAGGAGUGCGUGACUGGGGCCAGUGAUUGUGGAACUGGAGUUGUGAAGAGAAAGUGAGCACUGGUGGGGAUUGGGCUCAAAGACAGUGAGCAGGAUUGAUCAAUUUUACCCUGUGCUAUAGAUUACUUGUAUCUAGUUCUCUACACUGCAUAAUGUUAAAGGAGCUUUAAUAUAACACUAUAUGUACUCUUACAGAUUAUUUGAAUCUUCACAUUUAAGUAAUUUAAAUAUCUUUACUGUCACAGAUGAUUUUUAUCAGAAGUGUGAGCUGUAAAUGGCACCAGUCUGACCUUCAGUCAGAUGCAGCCUCUGUGGGUAGGGAUGUGGGGGUCAGUGGGAAAACCAGCAUUUAUUGUCCCUCACUAAUUGGCCCUGACUGAGUUGCUAGCUAGACCUUUUCAUUGGGUAGAUAAGAGCCAGUCACUUUGUUGUGGGUUGCAUUAGCUGGGUAAGGAUGGCACAUUUACUUCUGCAAUGUGCUUUAGUGAACCAGAUGGGUUUUAUUGAUAAUAAUUUCAUGGACUAAAUGUCACUUUUCUUCUAUAAAUUAAGUUCCACCAGCUAUCAUUGGACAUUAAUGAGUCUCUGAGUUAUUACUUCAGUGACAUUAACAUGUUUCUCUGAUUGUAUAGGUUUCCCUGUGAGUUAGUUAAAGAUAUCUCCGCAUUGUGACCAGAGCAAUUAAACAAAGGCAUGUGGAGCAUUAUCACUGGUUAAUCCUUUCAAUGAGCUUCAUUCAAGCCUGGUCUGGGCCAAAGUGAAAACUCAGACAGUGGCAGAGUUUUUAAUGUAAUUUAUUAUUCUCUGAUAUUGUCAGAACUGUAAUUUGUUUCCAAUAAUCAACGACUGAGACUUUACAUCGCAGGAGGGCAGUUUUAUUUUCAGUAGUUCUAAUGAGCUAAUGUAGAGAAUGGUCUAUAUUUCGUCACCUGCCUGCAGCCUGUUUUUAUUUCAGAGAAGCAGGAACAACAGAAACAUAACAUUCUGUGGCGCCCAGUAAACAGAAGCUGGGAGCUCCCUCCUUCUGUUCACUAGACUGAAAGCUAAGACCAUUAUCAAUAUCACGAUGGGAUCAGUAUCAAAAUCAGCGUAAACACAAAAACAGCACAGCCACAGAGCAGACCCUGACUGAAUGAUAUGGGCCAUGGUGAGAUAUUUGUCAGAACUGGGUAAAAUGCUUGCCCAUCCCAACACAACAUCCCCAGUUUAAACAUAGAAUAUAAAACAGUACAGCACAGGAACAGGCCCUUUGGCCCACCAUGUCUGUACUGGCCAUGAUGCCAUUCGAAGCUAAUCCCAUCUGCCUGCAUAUGCUCUGUAGCUCUCUAUUCCCUAUCAGUUCAUGUGUCGGUCUAAAUGCCUCUUAAACAUGACUAUCAUAUCUGCUUCUACCACCUCCCAUGGCACCGUGUUCCAGGCACCUACCACCCUUUGAGUAAAAUCCUUGCCUCACACAUCUCCUUUAAACUUAGCCCCCUCUCACCUUAAAGCUAUGACCCUAGUAUUCGACAUUUCCACUUUGAGAAAAGGGCUAUGCCUAUCCACCCUAUCCAUGCCUCUCAUAAUUUUACAUCGUUCUCUCAGGUCACCCCUCAGCCUCUGACAUUGUAGUGAGAACACUCCAAAUUUAUCCAACCUCUCCUUAUAGCUAAUAAACUCCAAUCCAGGCAUUAUCUUGGUAAAUGUCUUCUGCACCCUUUCCAAAGCCUCCACGUCCUUCCUAUAGUAUGGCGACCAGAACUGCACAGAAUACUCCAAAUGUGGCCGAACUAAAGUUUAUACAGUUUGCUCAAGAAUAAUGGCAAGAUUGUUGCCAGGGAGUGAUGAGUUCCCAAUUAAUGUUCUUUAUUGUUUCUUAACAACCCGACUUGCCACAGGUUGCAUAGCCAUACAAACUCAAACAUCAGAAAGCUUGACAUGGAGACUAGAACAGCAACUUGACAGCUCCAAACAACGUUCACAUUCCCCAUAGGCAAGUACAGGUCAUGACCCAUGACCCAUGACCAUCCAUGCACACUCUUUCACCACAUGCACUUACACCACACUUUCACAAAGCCAUUGCCACCUUUCACACACUGCCCUGGCAUUGCACCCUGGAAUCCUACACUUGUGGAACAGCUGCAACACAGGAGAAGCAGCAGGUCCAUGGUGUGGAUCAAGCUGCUUACUAGGGCCUGCCUCCUUGAUCUCUUGGUGCACACUCACCUGGUGCCUACUGGCAUAGUUGUAGCAUGCCUUACCCUGUCUUGCCAUGCCCUGCCAUACCCUGCCAUGCCACAAUACCAUAACAGACCAUAAGAAAAACGAACAAAAGUAGGCCAUUCAGCCCCUUGAGCCUGCUUCGCCAUUCAAAUUAUCGUGGCUGAUCUGACACUCCUCACAUCCACUUUCUUUCCCCCUUGAAAGCUCCACUUAUCAAGAAUUUAUUGAUCUUAGCCUUAAAUAUACAGAUGGACUCUGCCCUCCACAGCUCUCUGUGGCAAGGAGUUCCAAAGAUUCUCAACCUUCUGAGAGAAGAAAUUCCUCCUUAACUCAGUCUUAAAUUGGUGCCCCUUUAUUCUGAGACUAUGCUCCCUGGUCAUAGGCUCUCCCAUGAGGGAAAAUAUCCUCUCAGCCUUUACUCUGUCAAGCUCCUGCCCUGCCCUGGCAUGCAAUGCAAUGGCAGUUGGUGCAGUCUCACAUCCAGGCAGAUGGCAGUGCUGUGAGCUGUGCCCAGUCAGUGUCAAGUGGCAGCUGCAAUUGCACAGUCACCCUGUAUCCACCGUGAGGAGUGAGACGUGCCUGAAAGGCUUAGGGGAGCGGGCCACAGCCAAUUGCAGGAGGGGCUCAUCGGUCAGAGCAGAUUGACAAUAGAUAGUCAGAGUAACCUCCCAUACUAGCCCCAAGUGUUUGCCUGGCAUGACUGUGCCUUUGUGCCCCAGGCAACAGGUCACAGUCAUGCCAAUGACAAAGCCACUCGCUGGCAUUUCCACCUGGAAGCACACAGGGUGCAAGGAGCAAGGGAGCUGAGUUUGGGGAGGGGGACACACGUGCUAGGGAGCUAAGAUCGAGGGGGGUGCCAGGGAGCUGAGAUCGAGGGAAGGACAAGAGAG
Rhincodon typus (whale shark) is the source of this 4889-nucleotide messenger RNA. Its product is annotated as growth factor receptor-bound protein 7-like. NCBI's taxonomy places the organism in Eukaryota, Metazoa, Chordata, Chondrichthyes, Orectolobiformes, Rhincodontidae. The transcript is spliced from 9 exons. The coding region runs from base 1 to 870 and encodes 289 amino acids. The record is from RefSeq and is a predicted model, not a curated record.